AUGGAGUAUAUCUAUCAGGGAAACAAUGAGCCUAUGAAGCUGAUAAUGAAUACUUAUGAAGAUGAUAAGUACUGUCGGAGGGAUGCAUUCGCUCAGAUGGAUGGAUGGAUGGAUGGACGUACACAACAAGGAGGUACCAAUUGUGUGCCUCGAGAAGCAGUAAAGUCGUCAAUCUUAUACGAGCCGCCUCAAACCUCAUCUAGCACUGCUUGCUCAAUCCCUCUCGAUGAUGGCACUCGCCCAUCGACUCGUUUCAUUGGUCAUCCAUCGUAA
Anisakis simplex (herring worm) is the source of this 273-nucleotide messenger RNA. The record is from the annotation of a GenBank genome assembly. NCBI's taxonomy places the organism in Eukaryota, Metazoa, Nematoda, Chromadorea, Rhabditida, Anisakidae.